UGCUGUUUGACGAAGCAGACUGAACUCAGGGGUGAGAGACAAACUUAAGUAUCGAUCCCAUCACGUCAGUGUAGAUCAGUCUGUAUCGAUGCUUGUAUCGAUCCGUCCAGCCUGAGUUGAAGCAGCAAUGAGUUCAGUUCAGUUUCUGAGAGAGUUCAUCAAGGAGAGACUAACUGCUGUUUGUGAAGAAAUCUUCUCUGAGGUUCAAAGAACCAUCGUCCAGUAUGAGGAGGAGAUCAACCGUCAGCACAGACUGCUGGAUAUCAGCCGGAAACCCGACAGGAACUCACACAUCAUAGACCUCCCAUAAAAUCAUGACUGUAAUGAAGAGGAGGGUCUGGAUGAGCAGCAGGUCUGUAACCAGGAGAGGAACUCCAGUCCGGACCAGGAGAACCCAGAGCCUCCACAAAUUAAAGAGGAACAGGAGGAACUCUGCAGCAGUAAGGAGGUAGAGCAGCUUGGACUGAAGCAGGAGGCUGAAGGCAUUAUCGUCUGGACUGAUGAAGAGCAGCUCAGACUGCUGGAGACCAUCUGCAAACCUGUGAUAAAGUUACACAGAAUAGCAUGUAAACCCAGGGCCACACUGACUCCAGGAUCAACAAUCAUACCAGUAGGGGGCAGUGUGACACUGACCUGCUCUGUGGGGAGCUCUGCUGGCUGGAAAUAUGAGUGGUUCAGAGGUGACCAAAACACUGAAGUUCAAAUGAGAACAGAUGAUCAACAAAACAGAGUAAUCAGAGUAUCUGAAGGAGGAAUCUACCGCUGCAGAGGAAGAAGAGGAAACCCAGUUUACUACACUGAUAAAAGUGAUGAUGUCACCAUUGAGAUAACCUUUUCCAAUAAGGUUGUUGUAAAAGGACGACCCAGCUGGCCUCAGAUAUUCAGCGGUGAGAUGAUCAGUCUGAAAUGUGAGGUGCAGGAAGGAGGUGAAACCACUGAGUGGGAGUAUAGAUGGAGAGGACCCAACCAAACCACACAGUGGACUCACAAUAAUUACUGGAUAUUCAAUGUUUCUGAGUCCAGCAGUGGAGACUACAUGUGUAAGAGUCGACGCAGAGAUGACUCAUAUUCUUCAACAGAGUGGAGUGAAGCCUUCAACUUGUCAGCAUCAACUGUGCCCAGUCCUGAAAGCUCUUCAUUUCUUAUUUUGAUGAUCAUUGGAAUAAUUUCUGGAGUCAUAUUUAUAUUCUUGCUGCUCUUGUUCUGUCACUACAGAAAAUCCAGAGGUUCUACUGAUGACCAGAGGGUCAGUCAGGUAGAAGAUCAACAGGAAGUAUACUCCUCUCUUCUUCAUGGUGACCGUUGUGUCUAUGAGUCCAUCAGAUGGUCUAAAAACACUGAAAAUGGUCACCAGAAGGUGAUUACACCAAUGCCUGUGAUUCAGCUCUUAUGA
Molecule: messenger RNA, 1393 nt
Organism: Pelmatolapia mariae (spotted tilapia)
Lineage: Eukaryota; Metazoa; Chordata; Actinopteri; Cichliformes; Cichlidae
Exons: 8
Coding region: 704-1393 (229 amino acids)
Biological process (GO): cell surface receptor signaling pathway
Cellular component (GO): plasma membrane
Molecular function (GO): transmembrane signaling receptor activity
Source: RefSeq, a predicted model, not a curated record